CGCCCCGCCGCCUCCCCCCACCAUUAACCUCCUAAUCUCCAGUCAAAACCUAAUCUUUUCAGUUUCUAGGGUUUGGUUCGAUCCAGCUCUAUGGAGUUCGAACGGGCGACUGGUUAUGGCAUCAAGCCAAUACACCAGCGUUUGGGCCCUCUUCCCUCCGCCGUCGGCCGCCGUCACAACAAAGUCUGCAUCUAUUGGGAGGCUGGCCGCUGCAAUCGCCGCAAUUGCCCUUACCUCCAUGGAGAGCUCCCUCGAUCUCUCGAUGUCGCCUCCAAGAAGAGGGCUUCCGUCUGGAGAAACCCUAAGACCGCGGGCAAAAGGGAUUCUGAUCUCCCCAGACUGGACGCGGACAAGGAUCAGACCACGUCGCAGGUUAAUAAGCUGUGCAAAGAUUUCAUCGUCGGAUCAAGCUGUGGUCUCGGCGACGAGUGCAAGUCGUUGCAUUCUUGGUUCACCGGUGACAGCUUCUCUCUGCUUACAGCUCUGCCGUCCCACCAAAAGGUUAUUACUGGAAUUGUGUUGCCAUGGGGUUCUGAUAAGCUCUACACUGGGAGCCAAGAUAACACUGUUCGAAUUUGGGAUUGCCAUAGUGGCCGAUGUGUUCAUACUGUUAAUUUGGAAAGCCAAGAUAACACUGUUCGAAUUUGGGAUUGCCAUAGUGGCCGAUGUGUUCAUACUGUUAAUUUGGAAAGUGAGGUUGGCUGCAUGAUCAGCGAGGGCCCAUGGAUUUUUGUGGGCAUUAACAAUGCUGUCAGAGCUUGGAAUACGAAAACAUUCGCUGAUCUAGCCCUCAAAGCCUCGGAUGGUAAAUCCCCCGUCGGACGAGUGUAUGCAUUGGCAUUUGACAAUGAAAGUUUGUUCGCCGCAACUCAGGACGGAUGCAUACUGGCUUGGAAGCUAAAUGACCAAGAAAACAGCUUUGAACCGGCAGUUCCUCUCAAGGGCCAUCAACGCUCUGUGGUCUCGUUAGUCAUCAGAGCUGGUAGGCUUUACUCCGGUUGUAUGGAUAGCACCAUAAGGGUCUGGGAUCUUACUACAUUGCGGUGCAUCGAGACCCUCACUGGCCAUUCAUCGGUCGUUAUGUCUCUCUUAUACUGGGAUAAUUAUCUUUUGUCUUGCUCCUUGGAUGGAACGGUGAAGGUUUGGGCUGUCGGUGACAGCGGCAAGAUGGAAGUUGUGUACACCCACUGUGAAGAUCAUGGAGUCCUUCAAUUAUAUGGGGUGAAUGAUGCACAAGAUAAGCCAGUGCUGUUAUGCGCUCGCAACGAUGAUACAGUUAGUCUUUAUGAUCUCCCGUCGUUCAGCGAGAGGGGGAGGAUUUUCUCCGAGCAGGAAGUUAGAGCCAUUGCUAGAGGUCCUGAUGGGUUGUUUUUCACUGGGGAUGCUUCGGGGAAGCUUAGAGUAUGGAAGUGGGCUGCAAAGGAUGUGACGGUGGCGGCUUCGCAUCUAUGACAGUAUGUUUAUGUGUUCAUGGAAACGUGUAUGUCGAUUCUUUCUCCUGUGUAAUCUCUGAAAAGGUUGAUCCUGUGUCUCAUUUUGAAGAGAGAGGCACUGUACUUCUGAUGUCUGCUGA
Molecule: messenger RNA, 1573 nt
Organism: Asparagus officinalis (garden asparagus)
Lineage: Eukaryota; Viridiplantae; Streptophyta; Magnoliopsida; Asparagales; Asparagaceae
Product: zinc finger CCCH domain-containing protein 17-like
Exons: 2
Coding region: 91-1452 (453 amino acids)
Molecular function (GO): protein binding; metal ion binding
Source: RefSeq, a predicted model, not a curated record